Molecule: messenger RNA, 405 nt
Organism: Thecamonas trahens ATCC 50062
Lineage: Eukaryota; Apusomonadida; Apusomonadidae
Product: acylase ACY 1
Exons: 1
Coding region: 1-405 (134 amino acids)
Source: RefSeq, a predicted model, not a curated record
AUGACGGUCCACGAGAGCGACGGGAGCCUUCACUCGGCGAUGGGCGUCAUGGGCGGGUUUAUGCAGCCACAGGGUCACGUCCAAGUCCUGUUCAACAUGGCGUUGUUCGGCAUGGACCCGCAGGCCGCACUCGACGCGCCUCGGUUCUGCAUUGAUGCCGUCGAGCUUGUGGUGCCACGGGCGGCGGGCCAGGCCCAGCAGAGCAAGGUGUUUGUGGAAGACGGGGUGGCCGAGGGGGUGGUAGGUGCGCUGGCCGACGAGUUUGGUCACAAGGUGGUGCCCACAGCCGGACUGGCGCGGUCUGUCUUUGGCCGCGGGCAGAUCAUUGUCCGCGAAAAGAGCGGGAGGAUGAUGUACGGCGGGUCAGACCCGCGCGCCGACGGAUGCGCGUUUGGCUUGUACUGA